Cryptotermes secundus is the source of this 1886-nucleotide messenger RNA. RefSeq lists its product as uncharacterized. Lineage: Eukaryota; Metazoa; Arthropoda; Insecta; Blattodea; Kalotermitidae. The transcript is spliced from 6 exons. Bases 168 to 1433 code for a protein of 421 amino acids. The record is from RefSeq and is a predicted model, not a curated record.
GGCGUUCCUUAUUUAGUGAUCCGUGCUGUGUGUUGAUUGUUGUAAACGAAGUAAUUUUUGAAGAGAGUUUUUGUUUCAUAGUUGGGUGUCACACAUGCGUGUACUCAGGCGGAGAAAGUUGUAUUUGUAGGAGUGAUAUUGUAACCGAUUUAAUAACAAAAUUGAGCAUGACAUCUGGGAAAGAUAAGCUGGGUAUGUCUCUAGAUGAGAUUAUAAAGCUGAAUAAGAAGAAACCUUUUUCAGGCCCAGGAAGUGUCACAUCUAGAGGUACUCAACAGUCACGAAGUAGACGUGGUGGUAAGGGCAACAGAAAUUACCAAAGUAACCGAAGUACUGUUUUGAUAAAAGGCAGAUUUCAAGGACAAGGUGGAAAAUUUAAUGAGGCAUCAAACAGAAACCAGUUUUGGGCCCAGAAACAGGGCAAAUUUUAUGGGCAGAGCUCACUUCUCAAGCAGUAUGGAAGUACAGCAAGUUUGGGCCGUAAAGUACGAAAUGCUGCAAGUACUGGCACUAAUCGUCAUUACAGCAGUUUUCGAGGACGAUUGCGCUAUCGUGGGCAGCAGUUGGCUCGUAACAGAAUCAGACUGGCAACACAGAUCCUCAGUAGGAGACAAAAGAACAGACAGCAAACAUUGCAGUAUUGGAAUUCUGGUUCUGUUCAAGGUGGAUACAAGAUUACGUCCGCUUCCAAAGGUGUGCGAGGACUUCCAAUGAAGCAGCGGAGAGGUUUGCAAGCUAAUCGAGGCACAGUGAACUCUUUACGAUCUGAUCAGAUCAUACGUCUUCAGAAACAGCAGAAUAUACAACAAAAAUUAAACCAUGCAAGAGCGCUGAAGUCCAAUUGGCUUGAGGACAGUAACUCAGUGGCUGGGUCAUCUGAUAUGCUGACUGUUUGUAUACCCAAUGACCUGGCGACAAAACGUGGUUUCACGCCGCGCUCCAACUUAGUCAAAAAGUUUGGUGGAAACAGGAAUUUCAAAGGUAAAUAUGGAAGAGGUUCAGUUGCUAGACGCAGCAACAAAAAGAGCAACAACCAUCUUGGUCAUCAGAGCAUAGCAGCUGCAGAUGGAUCUUCAAGUGUUGUUGAUAUCUCACCUGAAGGUUCUAUUGUAACAACUAUCAGUCGAUACAGUAGAGCAUCAUCUGUUGGCCGCAACCAACGUGCAGGAUCAGUAAUCAGGGGUGCCAAACAGAAUAGGACUCUGACAGUUGAACAGUAUGUGCCCAUGACUAAUGUAAGAAGUGCUCUCAAUCUGCAGUUGCAAAAGGAGAUUGCAGCUAUACAGGGGAAGACUUUUCAACUGUCGCCAAAUUCUAUGGAUAUUACAAAUCAUGCUAGUGGAUUUAACACUGCUUUUGGUCUGUCUGGAUUUAAACCAGUCCCCUCUCUUACUGCAACCACAUUGAAUGAGCGCUUUAGUUUAGCGCUGUGAAAUGUUUUACCUUUUGAUCUUCAGGACUACUAUUUUUGUACAGAAUUGAUUGUAAAUCUGAGCACUCAUUAUUUUGCAUACUCAUAUUGUUUCAUCGUACUGGAUCUUAAAAUUGAACAAAAUUUUAGUACAUAUAUAUAGAGACCAGAAUGGAAUAAUUGUUUUUUUAUUUGCUACAUGUUUUAUUUUCAGUUAUUGUUGCCAUAACAUUGGGACUUGAUUUGAUGAACAGAAUUGUUUAUUUUACUGUAAAAACAGAAUAUACUGGUUACAUUGAAAUGAUUGUUUAUCAUGAUGCAAGCAGUAAUGCUUAUUGGCAGUGUUCAUUGCAGUGAUAACAUAUAUGAAUGUAAUGUGUUAGCCACUUUAGUUAUAAUGACAUAGAGAGAUUAACAUGAUAUGUACUAUUCAGUGAACUGUAUGUCAAAACCAAAUAAAGGUUCUUGCUCUGUU